AUGGGGCACUUGGCUUGGGCAUUUGGAGAUGCACACGAGGAGAAUUCCAAGACUUGUGUUGGUAGGUAUGAAAACCCAGAGUGUCCGUUCUUCCCUGAUGAUUUACCAUCCCCAUUGGCUCCUCCUCCUGACCACACACAGGUGUUGUAUCCUAAAGCUGCAUCUAUCAACAUAAAUAAGACCAUAUGGAAUAUGUACAUCAACAAGCUGCUGCCGCUAUUCACGGCCGAGGGUGAUGAUGGCAACUAUGCGUCAACGGCAACGUGUGAUCUCGCAUGUUUGCAGGCUAUCUCUAGAAGGAUUCAUUAUGGAAUGUAUGUUGCCGAAAUCAAAUUCAGAGAUUGCCCACAGGAGUAUGGGCCUGCUGUCUGUGCUCAGAACAGGGAUGCUCUGAUGAAAAUGUUGACAUUUGAGAACGAAGAAAUGGUGAAGAGAAGGGUGGAGAAGAAGGCGAAGGUGUUUGGGCAAGAAGUGAGCCUCGAUGACAAAGCCGAUAAGGCCAAGUGCUUUUGAAUCUGCAGAAAUGCACACCUUAGCAGAGAGUUUGAGUAGGUAAAUUCAGUGCCACUUAGAUGAAAACAAGGCAAUUUUGUUAAACUUCUCUUGUUUUUU
This is a messenger RNA of Magnolia sinica, 612 nucleotides long. Its product is annotated as chorismate mutase 2-like. Gene Ontology annotation, biological process: aromatic amino acid biosynthetic process; chorismate metabolic process. Lineage: Eukaryota; Viridiplantae; Streptophyta; Magnoliopsida; Magnoliales; Magnoliaceae. Bases 1 to 513 code for a protein of 170 amino acids. Gene Ontology annotation, cellular component: cytoplasm. The transcript is spliced from 5 exons. The record is from RefSeq and is a predicted model, not a curated record. Gene Ontology annotation, molecular function: chorismate mutase activity.